Messenger RNA from Rana temporaria (common frog), 3346 nucleotides. Its product is annotated as zinc finger protein 883-like. Gene Ontology annotation, biological process: negative regulation of transcription by RNA polymerase II. The record is from RefSeq and is a predicted model, not a curated record. The coding region runs from base 195 to 1970 and encodes 591 amino acids. The transcript is spliced from 3 exons. Gene Ontology annotation, molecular function: DNA-binding transcription repressor activity, RNA polymerase II-specific. NCBI's taxonomy places the organism in Eukaryota, Metazoa, Chordata, Amphibia, Anura, Ranidae.
CACGCCUCUUUAUUGCUCCUUCCUGUCCAGCCCACCCACAGGAUGUCGCAGCAGCGCUUGUCAGGCAGAGCCAGGCUGAAACGCACGGGGGAAGGAAAUGCUUUAUUAGCAACUUCCGGCCAAGACAGAGAGCGGAGAACGCUGCAAGAGAAGAGGGCGGUGUGUGUGGAGGGCUGAUAGCGGGUCGAGCUGUGAUGUCACAGAGCUGUGUAGAAGGAUACGAGGAUGGUACGAUGGAGAAUCGGCUCCAGUCUUCAGAUCUAUUGUCUGGAAAACCCAACUCUGAUGAUCCUCCAUCGCCGGAUUGGAAGAAUGAAGAUGAGAAAGUUAUUAUCCGCCCCACAUGUGACAGGAUUCCCACGCCAGACAGGACAGAGACCUCGUGUGAAGAUGUCCCUGUUAGGACUUUAUCCUCCGAUCAUCCUACGGACCUCCAUACUGCAGAAGAUGGUGAGGAAAACUCAACUCCUGUUAAGGAGGAAGAAGAUCCCCCGUUUCCUGACCGUUCAUCAGAUCCUGCAGAGACUACCUGCAUUAAAGAAGAACCUGCCUGGUGUCGAGGAGAACAUUUCCCACACAAUGACCUUGAUACAACCACUGAUUCACAAUGUGUGGCCAAUCAUGUUAAAGCAGAAACUCCGGCACCUAAAGAAGAAGAUGUCGUCACACAGAUGGACGUUUCUCCACCCAUGUCUUUGACGUCUUCUGAUAUCAAGGAGGAACCAUUCUGGGCUGAAGCAGAAGAGCUUCUUUCCCCACCUGAGGCUUCUAUGCCAAUGGAUUCACCUUCUGAUCUUAAGGAGGAGUCGGACUUGAGCGAGGAAGAAACACUCGAUGAAGAGUCAAAAUAUACGCCGGAUACGGAAGAGCAGAUGUAUAGCGGUGAGCAGUAUUUGAACUCCGGGGAUGGUGCAUACAUUUGCUCCGAGUGUGGCCUGUCUUUUUCCAACGUCUCAGAAUUUGAUGACCACCACCAGGCCACCCACCCCGAAGAGCAGCCUCAUUUCUGCUCAGAGUGCGGGAAGAGCUUUACCAGCAAAGCCAACCUCCUCAAACACCAGACUAUCCACAGCGGAGAGGAGCUGUUUACCUGCGGCGAGUGCGGGCGGCGCUUCCCUGACAGUGACCAGCUUGCCAAACACGAGCAGACUCACACAGGGAGCAAGCCGUACGCCUGCGCUGAGUGCGGAAAAUGCUUCUCUUACCAGCGUGGCCUAAUGAGGCACCGCAAGAUCCACACAGGCGUGAAGCCUUAUUCCUGCACCGAAUGCCGGAAGUCAUUCAUCACCAGGGCGGAACUCAUCAUCCACCAGCGUAGUCACACCGGGGAGAAGCCAUAUCCGUGCUCGGAGUGCGGAAGGUGCUUCUCCCAGUUCGCCAACCUCUCCCAACAUCUAAAGCGUCACACAGGUCAGCGGCCGUUCGUGUGCCACAAGUGUGGGAAGGCCUUUACCCAGAACGCUCACCUGCUCAGCCACCAAAAGACUCAUGGCCCAGAGAAGCCAUACCCUUGCCACGAGUGCGGGAAGGGCUUCACCACCAAGACGUAUUUGGUGGAGCAUCAACGCAGCCACAGGGGUGAGAACCCAUAUUGCGAGAUCUGCAGGAAGUACUUCGUUAGCACCUACUACCUCGCCGUCCAUCGGCGCAUUCACACGGGCGAGAAGCCGUUCAUGUGCUCAAUCUGCCUAAAGGGCUGUUACACCAAGGCCAACCUGGAGGCCCACCAGCGGAUCCACACCAGGGAGAGACGCUUCACCUGCCGGACUUGCGGCAUCUACUACGAGUCGAAAUUUAAAUUGGUCCACCACCAGAAGAGCCACAAAGUCCCUCUACCGCCUCCGUCACCGCCACUGGCCGCAUCUUUGAUAUCAUCCUCAUCGUUGCCAACAGCGUCAUUGCCACCAUCAUCUCCGGGACCUUUGUCGUCAUUAGCAAACUGUGACUAUGUAAAGCACACCAUAGUAUGAUCCCAAAUUAAAGACUGAGCUUGGCACAGAUACACAUUGGAAGUCCUCCUUCAAGGACCUACCUUGUGGGAGCAUGCUAGUUAUGAUUGUCUUUGGCAGUUUCUAGAGGCAACAUGCUAACUAUAAGGAAAGCCUUAAGGUAAAUGCAAGUGUUGCACCUAAGAGAGCAGCCACUUACCUUAACUAUGAGGGGGGCCCAAUCUGUCCUUCACUUUCAGUUAUGUGUUUGAAGUUGACCUGGUUGGGAGGAGCCUGAGGACCAACCAGUGAGAAAGCAGCAGAAGUCCAAGGCAAAGCUACCAUUUACCUCAAUGUCGUACUGGAAGCACCCAGUGAUCGGCUGGUGGCUGCCACAAUGUUUGGUUCUCCAGAAGCAAGGGGAUUGAUGACCAGCCCAACUUCAGCACUUUCGGUAUCAGCAGGCUAAGGGGCAGGAUUACCGCGUGAGAUUUGGUGGUCACAGGCCAGUGCUGCAACUUUAGUGUAGGUGAGAUCUACAUGAGGGGCAACUUGCCGAAGAUCAGGUGGUAACCCGAACAUGACCAACGGUUGUGAUGGUGGCACACAACCAACCGAACUUUGGGAAACCGCUUAGCGCAAAGGGUAGACUUCCUCAGGGAACUGACAUGUCUAGGAAUGGACUUCCUCAGGGAACUGACAUCUAUAGCUAUGUAACACUUGAGAUCUAGUGAUGUCACUAAGCCACACUCUUGAGAUCUAGUGAUGUCACCAAGGAGCACUCUUGAGAUCUAGUGAUGUCACUAAGCCACACUCUUGAGAUCUAGUGAUGUCACCAAGGAGCACUCUUGAGAUCUAGUGAUGUCACCAAGGAGCACUCUUGAGAUCUAGUGAUGUCACCAAGGAGCACUCUUGAGAUCUAGUGAUGUCACCAAGGAGCACUCUUGAGAUCUAGUGAUGUCACCAAGGAGCACUCUUGAGAUCUAGUGAUGUCACCAAGGAGCACUCUUGAGAUCUAGUGAUGUCACCAAGGAGCACUCUUGAAAUCUAGUGAUGUCACUACGCCACACUCUUGAGAUCUAGUGAUGUCAACAAGGAGCACUCUUGAGAUCUAGUGAUGUCAACAAGGAGCACUCUUGAGAUCUAGUGAUGUCAACAAGGAGCACUCUUGAGAUCACCCCCUCAACAACUCUUGGCAUCCUGAUUCCUUGGGUUUAAAAAGAACUCUGAUAACCCCAACAUGUAUGGGAAAUGGCCACAUUCCAUGAUCCUCUUACCACUAUGGACACUGUAUGACCCUUUCUGUGAAAGGAGAAAAUGCAUUAAGCCUCUAAUAAUUAGAUACAUGUGCAAAGAUUUAAACAUUUGCAAAGAUGUGUGGAUGUUCCUCUCCAAAUAAAAAAAGUCACCUCCCAUGA